UCCGACCGAGCCUAAUGAGAGGUGUCCAGAGCACACACACAAGCGGGACAGGGCCGCUUCUCAUCCUGGAAGUCUUAGACUUCCAUAGUGACUGACCCUACCGGCCAAUUCUGACGAGACGUGUCCAGAGCAUACGCGCAAGCGGGACAGGGCCGCUUGCCGUUCUGCAAGUCUCACCCCUAUACAUGGUCCUGGUCGACAUUGCUCAUUACAUUGGCGUUGUGAAAUAAAGCGUUAUAGAAAUUGUAAGAGGGAGGAGCUUUAAAUGCAUAGUGUCAGCUUUAAACGCAACGUCGAGAGACUGUUCUUGAAAUAGAAAACAACGUAAAGCUAGGCAAAUACUAAACAUACUAGCCUAAACUGAACCAUAAACUUCAGUAAACUUUAAAUAACUAGACUUAAUAGACUUCACACAGAAAACAUACAAACAAUCAGCACAGGACAGCAAGCACAAGCUUAUCAUGAUGGCAACAGGUGUGGGGCAUAUAACAAUAGCAAGAUAAUUAACCCAAUUAACACCAAAGCAAACAAUGCCAAUGUGCUUCCACACAAAACAAGUAACGUUGUCACGAUCCUGACACAAGACUAGAAAAGCAUUAAUGAUAGAGGCAGGAUCGUGACAUAUGGUGAAAUUGUCAUAUUUUUGUCUUUAACCUCUUCUGUGAGUUCAAUUUGUUUUACAGAUAGUAAAAACACUUGAUGGAAUGUUGUUAGAUGACCAACUCAUUUAAUUGGUCAGCAUGACCACCGCUGAGCCGUAUGAACCCGUCCAGCACCACUGGUUCUACAACCAGCAGGUGGACUCUAGGGAUUCCUGGCAACCCUUCAGCAUUGAGGACUCACAGCGGCUGGAGGAUGCUCACAGUAGAGUAGGGAGAAGUGGAACAGAAGAAGUGGUGGCUACUGAAGGAAGAAGGUAUGAUGUCCAAUUACAUGAAAGAAAACGCUAUGCUGUGUACUGGGAACAAAAGCCUACAGAGGUCAGACGCUGCUCAUGGUUUUACAAAGGCAGCAAGGACGUGCACUUUUCUCCUUAUACCGAAGAACUCAGCGAUAUCCUAGAGGACGCCUACAUGAUUGCAGUUACCCUGAACGAAUGGAAAACAAAUCUGGAGCUUCCGACGGGAGAAAUUGUGAUCCUUCACAAUCCCAAGUUAAUGACACAGCAUCCAAACAGCUGUAAGGACUUCCCUCCUUCCCCGAGUGAACGGGCACAACCCAUAACACUAAAGAGAGGAAUUGAGAAUAUUUCAGUAGAGAUACCAGAGGGAGAGCCAGAGAUUGUAGACCACCUUGUUUUCAUGGUUCACGGUAUCGGUCCGGCCUGUGACAUUCGCCUCCGAAGCAUUGUCCAUUGUGUAAAUGAGUUUCGUAAUGCCUCCAACGGCCUUAUAAACAGUCGUUUCAGACAGGGUGAGAACACAAGCACCGCCGGAAGAGUAGAGUACCUUCCUGUCAACUGGCACCGAGUCUUACAUGGAGAAAGUACAGGAGUCGACAAAGACAUUGAGAGAAUCACACUACCUAGCAUCAGCCGCCUGCGUCAGUUCAGCAAUGACACAGUGCUGGACCUUUUCUUUUACAAUAGCGCUACAUACUGCCAGACCAUUGUAGAUACAGUAGCCUCUGAGAUCAACCGUCUGCACAGCCUCUUCCUGGAGAGACAUCCGCACUUCACAGGAAACGUUUCACUGGCAGGACACAGUCUAGGUUCAUUGAUCCUUUUUGAUCUCCUGACCAAUCAGGAGACAGAUUCAAGGGCCACUACUCAUGAUGAGAACCAUGACAUUGAGACAUCAUGCUGUUCCUUUGGGAACCUAGAGGAGGCGCUAAGAGGUCAGGGAUUAGAGGAGCAUCUCAGAGUACUGCAGAGGGAACAACUAGAUAUGGAGUCGCUGAUGCUCUGCUCUGACAAGGACCUGAAAGACAUUGGAAUACCUCUUGGUCCUCGAAAAAAAAUUAUGAACUGUGUGAAGACAUUGAAGCGCUCCAAAACUGGAAGUGGACAUGCAACCCAUUCACCAGGUCUGGGCAUGAGAAGUGCUAAUGAACAUCCCACCACUAGUGCAGUGGAUUAUCAGCAUUUUGAUGUUGGCAUUGGACAGGUAUCCAUCGAUUAUCCUCAGUUAGCAUUUCAUCCCCAGGCAUUUUUUGCCUUAGGCUCACCCAUAGGAAUGUUUUUGACCGUCAGAGGUCUAAAAAGGAUUGACCCAAAUUACAGCUUCCCUACCUGCAAGAGUUUCUACAACAUCUUCCAUCCAUUUGACCCAGUGGCAUAUCGGAUCGAGCCCAUGAUUUUGCCUUCGGAUGUAAACCUACCACCUAUGUUGAUGCCCCAUCACAAAGGCAGAAAAAGAAUGCAUCUUGAGCUGAAAGAGGGUUUGACUCGAGUCAGCUCUGACUUUCUGGGUUCCCUGCGCAUGGUCUGGCAGACCAUUUCUCAGGUGCCUACACCAGCACUUGCAGAGGGUGGAGUCAAUUCAGUGUCCCCUACAGAGGAACCAGAAGCCUCAGCAAUGGAAAACGAAGAAGGAAAGAUCACAAAGGUCGGGAUGAUGAAUCGUGGCCGACGCAUUGAUUAUGUCCUUCAGGAGACGCCAAUAGAGAGUUUCAAUGAAUACCUGUUUGCCAUACAGAGCCAUUUGUGCUAUUGGGAGUCAGAAGAUACGGCUCUGUUGGUUCUGAAGGAAAUUUAUAAAAAUUUUCCAGUGGCAUCUCCUCAGUCUUAGAUGUCCUGCCUUCAUUUUUUAUAAACCUGAUGUACUUACACAGUUUAAGGUCCAGUCAACUGUAAAUUAAAGACAUAAUUUCACAGUAAACUACUUAAAAUAUAUUUAAAAUCUGAAUUUCACCUAAACUUUGCCAAGUAUACUACAGGAUUUUUGCACUAAUUUCAAGGCAGGCUUUGAGACACCCGAUCCACAAAAUGUUUCUCUGUGCACCAAUGGGCAUACUAGAACCUUAUAUAUUCUAACUUAUUGUGACUUUGGUCAGUGCUUUUCUAAUUUUGAGAUUAAUUCCUUAAUACUGUAUUCCAAAUGUAUGUGUUUGUGAUGUUUUUAUUCAAAUUAAAUUCUUUUAACCUAAA
Misgurnus anguillicaudatus (oriental weatherfish) is the source of this 3088-nucleotide messenger RNA. Lineage: Eukaryota; Metazoa; Chordata; Actinopteri; Cypriniformes; Cobitidae. The record is from RefSeq and is a predicted model, not a curated record.